GUUUCAUAUCCCACAUGACGUGAACGUACCAUCAUAUUUUCCUGUACCUACAGUCUAUGAUACACACAUACAUACACACAUACGAGGACGAAGAAGAGCGCGAGACGUGAGUUAUUUAACGAUUUUUCGUGCGCCUACGAACUUUCGGGGAAAAUACGAACAUUCAAAAAGAUGGACUGAGAGCAGAUGAAAUUAAUCCACUGAAGACGCCAGUGUGGGAGCACCUUGGUCCAGCGUACACAAAGGAGCCAUUCAGGUGGAGGGCGGGCAGGUCAGCAGGUAUCCUCUCGUAGAGCCCUGGCCUGCGACAGUCUGUCCCCCUGACGGACGAACCCCUGGGGCCCGCCGCCAUGGGCAAACCAUCGCUGAAGGACCAAAAAGAAGCUGCGAAGGACAAGAUGGGGAGGCCAAACCCUGCAGCCACUAAAGAUACCUUCAGCUGGGAGCAGUACUUGAAAGAAACAUCAUCCACUCCAGCUCCUCCAAGCUUCUUCCGCCAGUCCCGGCUCCCGCCCUCCAACGACUUCAAGGUUGGCAUGAAGCUGGAGGCCCGCGACCCGCGCAACAGCACCUCCGUCUGCAUCGCCACGGUGAUGGGCGUGACGGGCGUGCGGCUGCGGCUGCGUCUGGACGGCAGCGACAACACCAACGACUUCUGGUGCCUGGUGGACUCGGCCGACAUCCAGCCCAUCGGGACCUGCGAGAAGAAGGGCGACAUGCUGCAGCCGCCGCUGGGGUUUCGUAUGAACGCGUCGUCGUGGCCGAUGUUCCUCCUACGCACGCUCAACGGGGCGGAGAUGGCCCCCGGCACAGCCUUCAAGAAGGAGCCCCCCCGACCCCCCCAGAACAACCUGACGGCUGGCAUGAAGCUGGAGGCGGUGGACAAGAAGAACCCCUACCUCAUCUGCCCGGCCACCGUGGGCCAGGUCAAGGGUCAGGAGGUGUUCGUCACCUUCGACGGCUGGAGGGGCGCCUUCGACUACUGGUGCCGCUACGACUCGCGGGACAUCUUCCCCGUGGGCUGGUGCUCGGUCACCAAGCACAGCCUGCAGGCGCCCGGCAACAGUGUGUCGCCCACCAAGCCCCAGCCGCUGCCGUCCUUCUCCCCCUCCAAGCCCAGCCGGCGCUCCAGCCAGGCCUCCUUCCGGCUGCCCAGCCCGCUGCCCCCGCUGCCCGUCCGCAAGGGCGUGCGGGGCCGGCGGCCCAAGAGCGAGACCCUGGCCCUGCUGAAGGCCGCCGCCGCCGCCCAGACCGGCUCUCCGGGGGGCAGCCCCCAGCCCGGGCCCCUGGGGGUCCACACCCAGCUGGCCCCCCGGCCCCACAAGAAGAGAGGACCCAAACCGGGCAGCAAGAGGAAGCCCAAGGUGCCCCCCGGCCCGGUGGGCUGCCUCUCCGUCCCCAAGGAGAGCCCGGCCGGCCCCGGGACGCUGCUGUCAACAGUGUGUGUGUACGUGAACAAGCAGGGUGACUGCGGCCCCCAGCUGGACCGGAAGCAGGUCCAGCGGCUCCCGGACCGCUUCGGGCCCGGCCCGGUGAACCUGGUGCUCCAGCAGGUGGUCCAGUCCUGCCUGGACUGCUCCUACCAGCCCAAGCUGCUGCUGGCCGCCCUGCAGACCCACUCCGGGUCCGGGGAGGUGGUCCGAGUGCGGACGGACGGCGGCGUGUGUCUGGUGAAGCUGCCCUCGGCCUCCAGCGCGUCCUUCGUGCUGCGCUUCCUGGAGACGGUGUGCCUCCACCUGCAGGGAGACAACCUGUUCAGCAGCCAGCCCUUCAGGACCUACCAGUCAGUGAAGGAGGAGGUGCUGGAGGCCCCGUCCCUGUCCCUGCGGCCCGGUAAGCGCGGCCUGUCGGGGGUCUCCCCGCCGUACGCCGCCUCCCUGUCCCCCAAACACCUCUGCAGCGACGCCCACCCCUCAGAAGCAGAGACGCUGCCCCCCGGUGAGGGCGGCCCGCUGAAGGAGGCGUGGUUCAUGGACUCGGCCUCCGGCUCCAUGACCCCGCUGAGCCCCCGCCCCCACGCCGACUACCACCCCUACUACCCCCGGGGGGGGGCGGCCCUCCGGAGGUCCUCCUCCCACCCCCCAGAGACCGCCUCCUCCACCGCCCUCCGCAGGGUGGAAGCUGCCAGCUCCACCACGGGCCCCGAGCCCACGGUCCCUGAGAGGGAGGGGCCCGGCCGGAGCCCCGCCUCCUGGUCCAUCCUGGAGGUCAUGCAGUUCGUGAGGGAGGCGGACCCCGCGGCGCUGGGGCCCCACGCGGAGCUCUUCAGGAAACACGAGAUCGACGGCAAGGCGCUGAUGCUGCUGCGGAGCGACAUGGUGAUGAAGUACAUGGGGCUGAAGCUAGGCCCCGCCCUCAAGCUCUGCCACCACAUCGAGAGGCUGCGGGGGGGCAAGCCCUGACGUAACCUGGGCCCCGCCCACACACCUAGGCCCCGCCCACACACCUGGGCCGGCCCUCAAGCCCUUAACCACACCUGACAGACACACACCUGACAGACGCACACCUGACAGACGCACACCUGACAGACGCACACCUGACGGACACACACCUGACGGACACACACCUGACGGACACACACCUGGGCCCCGCCCUCAAGCCCUGACACACACCUGAGAGCACACACAUGGGCCCCGCCCACACACCUGGGCCCUGCCCACACACCUGGGCCCCGCCCUCAAGCCCUGACACACACCUGCCAGCACACACACGUCCUGCAGAUGCAGGCCGGAGCUCCACAACCCAGAGACGGUCUGAGUAGGAAGGAAGGAGGAGCCGCCUCAGUGGUUCCUCCUCUUCCUCCUCCUCCGUUAGCACAGUGGUUCCUCCUCCUCCUCUCCCUCCUCCUCCGUUAGCUCAGUGGUUCCUCCUCCUCUUCCUCCUCCUCCUCCGUUAGCUCAGUGGUUCCUGCUCCUCUUCCUCCUCUUCCUUCUUCGUUAGCUCAGUGGUUCCUGCUCCUCCUCUUCCUCCGUUAGCUCAGUGGUUCCUGCUGCUCCUCCUCCUCUUCCUCUGUUAGCUCAGUGGUUCCUGCUCCUCCUCCUCCUCUUCCUCCUCCGUUAGCUCAGUGGUUCCGGCUCCUCCUCUUCCUCCGUUAGCUCAGUGGUUCCUGCUCCUCCUCCUCCUCCUCCUCCUCAUAUGUCUCUGUCUUAACGAGGUCUCCACACUCCGUUCUGCUCGUUAAGCUGAGCUAGGUCCCACCCCCCGCCCCCAGCCUGCUGCUUGGACCGGGUCUGGUCUAGGGGGUCCCAGGUGGUCCUGGAUCCUCCAGACCUGUCCCGGCUCAGCCCCCUCUGGUGGAUUAAUUUAUUUCAGUAUGGAUUGUUACAGACGUGCACAACUUUUAAAAAGGGCUUCAUUAUGAGGUUUACCAGUCCUGACCUCUGACCUCUGAGUGCCCCACGUUGACCUUUCACCUUCCUGGCCUCGAUGGAGACAGAGUUCCACACGUCCGUGGGUUUCACCACGGACCCCCCCCCCACCCGUGUACAUUUUGUAGAAAGUAAAUAUUUUAAAAGAUGCCACGUAUAUACAUUGUAUGUGUAUGAUGUGUUUAUAUAGAGAUGUAGGGUCGAUGGAGUCCUUCAGCGUUCUUAAUGAGAUGGCCUUCCCCUACUUCGGUCCGGUCUCAGGGGGAAGAGGGCUUCAGCGUACCUUUGGUACGUACAACGCGUUCCACUUCCUCCUGGGACCUGACCUGGCGUGCCAUACGAUAUGCAACACAGAAUCCAGUGCUGUUAACCAGAGCGUCUCUGACACAUGUCUACGCGGCGAAUGUCACCUGUUCAUGACCUUGUUUGUAACACCAAAGAAAUGUCAUCAUGCGUUUUAUGAUGUUGAAUAUUUUCUAUUUUAUAAAUGCUCUAAAAGAGG
Gadus morhua (Atlantic cod) is the source of this 3870-nucleotide messenger RNA. RefSeq names its product sex comb on midleg-like protein 2. The coding region runs from base 351 to 2402 and encodes 683 amino acids. Gene Ontology annotation, cellular component: nucleus. The record is from RefSeq and is a predicted model, not a curated record. The transcript has 16 exons. Gene Ontology annotation, biological process: negative regulation of DNA-templated transcription. NCBI's taxonomy places the organism in Eukaryota, Metazoa, Chordata, Actinopteri, Gadiformes, Gadidae. Gene Ontology annotation, molecular function: histone binding; chromatin binding.